Molecule: messenger RNA, 4037 nt
Organism: Labeo rohita (rohu)
Lineage: Eukaryota; Metazoa; Chordata; Actinopteri; Cypriniformes; Cyprinidae
Product: titin-like
Exons: 22
Source: RefSeq, a predicted model, not a curated record
AUUCCCAGCCUUGCCUCGGGUGUAGGGAUUGCAAGGGAAAAAGCAAAACUACACGGAUAAGACCCUGUGUAGUUUUGUUUUUUAGGGGAUAUUUCGAGGCUCAACCGUUCUCACACUGUGUUUUCUGAAAUCAUAUCUGGAUAAGGACUUUGUUUCAGAAGACAAAACCCUUUGGGCUUCGUCCCUCCAAUUCAAGGCACUCUUGUGGAUACAAGGUGCCUUCCACCAUGUCAACGCAGGCACCAACAUUUACACAGCCGCUUCAGAGCGUUGUGGCACUUGAGGGUAGUGCCGCAACGUUCGAAGCUCAAGUUAGUGGUAAUCCAGUUCCAGAGGUGAGCUGGUUUCGUGAUGGCCAGGUUCUUACUGCUGCCGCUCUGCCCGGCGCUCAGAUCUCGUUCAGCGAUGGCCGCGCUGUUCUGAUGAUCCCCGCUGUGACAGCCGCACACAGUGGAAGAUUUUCUGUGAGAGCCACCAAUGGCGCUGGACAAGCCACUAGCACUGCUGAACUACUUGUUACAGUUGAAACUGCGCCACCAAACUUCAUUCAGAGACUACAGAGUAUGACUGUGAGACAAGGGAGCCAAGUGAGACUAGAUGUUCGAGUAACAGGAAUCCCUGCACCUGUGGUCAAGUUCUACCGAGAGGGAGCUGAGAUUCAGAGCUCAGCUGACUUUCAGAUUGUUCAAGAUGGAGACCUUUACAGUUUGUUGAUUGCCGAGGCCUUCCCAGAAGAUUCUGGAACUUAUUCUGUCAGUGCUUCUAACAGCAGCGGACGUGCAACUUCAACUGCUGAGUUGCUCGUUCAGGGCGAAGAAGAAGCUGUACCUGCAAAGAAGCCAAAAACUAUUGUUUCAACCUCUCAGAUUUCACAGACCCGUCAGACUAGAGUAGAGAAGAAGAUGGAAGCUCAGUAUGAGGCCACAGCCAUGAUGCAGAUGCAAAUGCAAGUAGAGGGUGGGGUUGUGACCCAACAGCUGGCACAUAAGACUCCACCUCGUGUGCCGCCUAAACCAACCUCCAAAUCCCCCCCUUCCCAACUGACUAAAGUGUCAGCCGCUCGCCAACAGUCUCCCUCUCCCGUGAGGCAUGUUAAGGGCCCGACACCCACUCCUGUCAGAGCUGUGUCUCCAUCUACCAGACUGUCCGUUUCCCCAAUCAGACCAGUCAAAUCCCCUGUGAUGACCCGCAAACAGGUCACACAAGGCUCUGAGGUCCUGCCUCCGUGGAAACAGGCAGGGUACGUUUCAGAAGCCAGCUAUACCCGCAUGAUUGCUGGAACAAAACAAGUGCAGACGACCGCUACCCACGUCCAAAUGGAACAGCGCUGGGAAGGCUCUGUUGCUGUUCAACAACAAGUUGGUGCUGUCAAAGAGGGUGAUGGGAAAAAAGCAGGAGCCGUGGCCACUGUGCUUGCUGCUGUUGAUCAUGCACGUAUACGAAAGCCCACGCAUGCUGAAGGGGCUCAGUUGGAAGAAGAGGCUGAUAUAAGACAUCAGGAAAUGCUAGCAACUAAGCAGCAGGUCACAAGUAAAAAGGAGCUGUUGCUAAUUCCCCCUGAAAUGCCGCCAUCUACUACUGAGAAGAGUGUACAUGUCACCCAGAUUCAAAGAACUACUGAGGUUAGCUCCAAGGUGGAGACUGACCUUGCACCAUCCCCAGUUCCACAUUUCACAGUAUCAAAAGUUACUGUACCAAAACCAGAUCAUAGCUAUGAGGUUUCAAUAGCAGGUUCUGCUAUUGCCACACUACAAAAAGGGUUAUCCUCAACAACUGCUGCUCAAAAGAUCAUCAAGCCUGUCAAGCCUCCAACACAUAAGAUUGCGGACACUCGUGUGACCCCAGAGCCGACUCCUUCUCCUUUUAGAGACACUUCAGAGAGAUAUCAAGCUCAUUAUGAAACAGAGUUACACAGAAAAAUAGGUGUUUCAUUUGCUGGUGAAGAAUGGGACACAAAGGUUGUUGAAACUGCAGCGAUCCCCUCAGCUAUCAGAGAGCCUGUAGUGCCCCCUACCUUGAUAGCCGGUUUGAAGAAUGUGACUGUCACAGAGGGAGAGUCUGUCACUCUGGAGUGCCAGAUUUCAGGCCACCCCACCCCAGCCAUUAUGUGGUUCAGAGAAGAUUACAGAAUUGAACACUCCAUUGACUUCCAGAUCACUUAUGAAAACAGCUAUGCCCGCUUGGUAAUUCGUGAGGCCUUUGCUGAAGAUAGUGGCCGCUUCACUUGCACUGCUACCAGUGAGGCUGGAACUAUCAGCACCUCUUGCUACCUGCUUGUCAAAGUGUCUGAGGAGAUUGAGAGCAGAGAGGAGAUUACUGUCCAGGAGAAACAGACUGUCAUUGAAGACAAAGCAGAGACUGAAAUAAGUGCAGUCUCUGUGGAAGCUGGAGCACCUGCUGCUCCUUUCUUUGUGAGGAAGCCAAUGGUUCAAAAGCUGGUCGAGGGAGGCAGUGUUGUCUUCGAUUGCCAGAUCGGAGGAAGCCCUAAGCCCCAUAUUUACUGGAAGAAGAGUGGAGUUGCACUCACUACUGGAUACAGAUAUAGAGUAUCCUACAACAAGGAAACAGGGGAAUGCAAGUUGGAAAUUUCUAUGACAUUUGCUGAUGAUGCUGGAGAGUACACCAUCCUUGCCAAGAACCAACACGGAGAGGCUUCUGCUUCCACAAGUCUUCUUGAAGAAGAGGAGUAUGAAGCCUAUAUGAAGAAACUGGAUGUGACAUAUGUAACAGAAGUGAGAACGGUGACAAUGGUGCAGGAGCCCAAAGUGGCAGAUGUGCCCCCUGUAGUUGUAAGCGAAUAUGAAAAAGAGAUGAUACAGAGAAGGAUGGCUCAGCAAACACAGAUGAUGCAGUCCUUCAUCUCAGAGACGGAAUUUCAAAUAUCUGCAAUUGAGCGAAAAAUAAUCCAAGAGAUUGAAAUCCGCAUCCUUAAAAUAACUUACCGGGAACUGGUGAUUGAGGAUGGUGAGGAGAUGGUCAUGAAUGUUGCUGAGCAUGAGGCCGUCGGAUCUUCAUUUAGCACUCCAGUCAAAAGCUACAGAAUCCUGGAAGGAGUGGGUGUUACUUUCCACUGCAAGAUGGAAGGAACGCCAUUGCCAAAGAUUGCCUGGUAUAAAGAUGGCAAGCGCAUUAAGCAUGGAGGCCGCUAUCAGAUGGAGGUUCUACAAGAUGGUAGAGCUAGUCUGCGCCUACCUGUGGUGCUGCCAGAAGAUGAGGGCAUCUAUACCGCAUUUGCUAGCAAUAUGAAGGGCAAUGCUGUCAGUUCCGGAAAGCUCUAUGUGGAGUCCACAGCAGCUGCUCAGCCUUACUACCCACAGGCCGAAGCUGUGAGGAGAGUCCAGUCUAAAUCUCCAAUGUCUGCUCGCUCAACUAGUUACUCCCCUGGACGUUCUCCUGCUCGCUCUGUUAGCCGUUCUCCUGCUCGUAGACUUGAUGACACUGAUGAGAGUCAACUGGAGAGGCUAUAUAAGCCUGUCUUUGUACAGAAGCCAUCAUCCUUCAGGUGUUCUGAAGGACAGACUGCAAGAUUUGACUUAAAAGUAGUUGGAAGACCUAUGCCCGACACUUACUGGUUCCACAAUGGACAACAAGUGGUCAAUGACUACACCCACAAGAUUGUGGUGAAGGAGGAUGGAACUCAGUCAAUGAUUGUGGUUCCUGCCAUGCCUCAGGACUCUGGAGAGUGGACAGUUGUUGCUCAGAAUAGAGCUGGAAAGACAACAGUUUCUAUGACUCUUACUGUGGAAGCAAAGGAAAAUUUGGUCCGACCCCAGUUCAUUGAAAAGCUGAAGAAUAUCAGUGUUAAGGAAGGAAGUUUGGUUGAGUUGGCAGUAAAAGCCAUUGGAAACCCUCUCCCUGACAUUGUCUGGCUGAAAAACAGUGACAUCAUCUCUCCACAUAAAUACCCUCAUAUCAAAAUUGAGGGUACCAAAGGACAGGCACAUUUCCAAAUUCCUCAGACUACUGGCACUGACAGUGCCUGGUACACAGCCACAGCCAUUAACAAAGCUGGCAGAGAUACCACUCGCUGCAGAGUG